AUGAAGAAGGAGCCGGGAGAGGGAAAUAAGGUGUCUCCCUUUCUCGUUUCCGGGCUGGCGGCGGAGCGGCGGAGGUGUGGGUGGCGAUGGCGGAGAGGGGGCUGCCCGGGCUGGAGGCCCAGCGGCGGCAGGUAGAGGGAGAGGGGCCGGGCCAGCCCGGGAGGAAGAGACCUCUGGGAGCGGGAGAGAAGUGGUAUUUGCUGGAAAAUCAUUGGUACAAGCAGUGGAAAGCUUAUGUGGAAUCUGGAGAUCAGAACUCAAAUGCUUUUCCUGGACGGAUCAACAAUGCUGAACUCUUUGAAGAUUUGGAAUCUUACCGGUUGAAGGACAAGCUGGUAGAACACGAAGAGUACAUUCUGGUGCCAGAGGAAGUGUGGGACAAGCUGGUGAGCUGGUACGGCAUUGAACAUGGCCAGCCAGCCAUUGAACGAAAGGUGGUAGAUCUUCCUAGCAUGCAGAAGGUGGAGGUUUACUUGGUUGAUCUGUACCUCUGUCAGCACAAUGAUGUAGACAGCCCUGUGGUCUCUCAAUUUAGCCGGAUGGAUACCAUUGAUACAGUGCUAAAAGAGGCCCGGAAUCAGUUUUCAGUUCCAGCAGAAGAUGAAUCAAGACUCUGGGUGAAAAAUGCUGAUGGCUCCUAUGAGAGGUUACGAAACUUGCAGAUGACUGUGCUGGAUGCCUGCCUAAGUUCAGGGCAGAUUGUGAUAAUGGAGACCAGGAGUAAAGACGGUACUUGGCCCAGUUCCAGACCACAUAUCAUGAAGAAUUCCAUUGACGAGGAAGAGCGGUACCGGGGCCAGCCAGGGAUUUGUGGCCUUACCAACCUGGGGAACACAUGCUUCAUGAACUCUGCUUUGCAAUGUCUCAGCAAUGUGCCCCCUCUGACAGAAUACUUCCUCAAUAACAAUUAUCUGGAUGAAUUAAACUUCAGCAACCCUCUUGGCAUGAAAGGUGAAAUUGCUGAAGCCUAUGCAGAUCUCAUUAAACAGAAGUGGUCUGGCCACCACCGCUCCAUCGUGCCCCGAAUGUUCAAGACCAAAGUGGGCCAUUUUGCCUCUCAGUUCCUUGGCUAUCAGCAGCACGAUUCCCAGGAGCUUCUGUCCUUCCUGCUUGAUGGUUUGCAUGAGGAUCUCAACCGCGUGAAGAAGAAAGAGUACAUUGAAUUAAAGGAUGCAGCAGGGAGACCCGAUGAGGAAGUAGCAGAAGAAGCGUGGCACAACCACAAACGUCGCAACAAUUCCAUCAUUGUUGAUAUCUUCCAUGGACUCUUCAAAUCAACAUUGGUUUGCCCUGAAUGUAACAAAGUUUCAGUGACUUUUGACCCCUUCUGCUACCUCAGUGCCCCUCUGCCAAUUAGCAAAGAUCGAGUGCUGGAGGUUUUCUUUGUAUCCAUGGAUCCCUGUAAGAAACCUGAACAGCAUAGGCUGAUUGUCCCGAAAGCUGGGAAAAUGCGAGACCUCUGUCAUGCUUUAUCAGAGCACACAGAUGUGCCUGCUGAGAGGAUGAUGGUGGCCGAUGUGUUCAGUCACCGCUUCUACAAGAUCUACCAGAGGGAAGAGUCUCUCAGCUGUAUCCAGGAACGGGAUGACAUCUUCAUAUACGAGGUUUCUGUGUCCUGUCUGGAAGACCCAGCCUCAGCAGACGCAGUGGUCCUGCCAAUCUACCUUCGGGAGCGUACCCAGGGCCGGGACUACAGCAACAGCUACUAUGGGGUCGUGCUUUUUGGUCACCCGCUUCUGGUAUCUGUGCCCCGGGAUCAGCUCUCCUCAGAUGCCUUGUACCAGCUCCUGCUGCAUCGGCUCUCCCGCUAUGUGACAUGGCCAGACUCUGAGGACGAACAGAGUGAGGAGGAGGAGGAGGAAGAGGAGGAAGAGGAAGAGGAGGAAGAAGAGGAUCUCUACAAUAAGAGAUCCAAUGGGCUGAGUGAAGGGGAGGAUGAGGAGGAAGACGAGGAAACAACAGCGGAAGGCUUUGCCAAUCAGGACCCUAGCUCAGGGACCCCUUCAGACACUUCAGUGGGGGAGGAAGGGGCUAGUGGGGAGGAGAGGCGGAGCCCCAACACAUCUCCCCCACAGCGUCCCCAGUCUCCCCAUGUGCCAUCUUUCAGUCCCAGUCCUCCUACAGCCAACCAGGCGAAGCGCAAAUGCUGUCUGCCCCAGAAGCGGCCAAAAUUGCUUUUUACACUACAGCCCGUCAGUUCUAAUGGCACCAGUGACUGGCUGGCCGGCCAAGAAGAGAGCAAUCCUGUGUCCUUCAACUCCCAACCAUACGUUGCUCUGGACUGGGAUUCUGAAAUGAAGAAGCGCUACUACAAUGACAUUGAGGCCGAAGGCUAUGACAAACAUGACUGUAUGGGCUACACGCUGAAGAAGGAUCCCAUUAAGCUGCAGGAGUGCAUUGAAUUGUUCACUACCAUGGAAACACUGGAGGAGGAAAAUCCCUGGUAUUGUCCCACCUGCAAAAAACACCAACUUGCCACCAAGAAGCUGGAUUUAUGGUCACUACCGGAGAUUCUGAUUAUUCACCUCAAGCGUUUCUCUUAUACCAAAUUAUCCAGGGAGAAACUUGAUACCCUCGUGGAAUUCCCUAUCCAGGGCCUGGAUUUUUCUGAUUUCAUCAUCAAACCCCAGAAAGAAACUGACGCUUCCCUGUACAAAUAUGACCUCAUUGCUGUGUCCAACCACUAUGGUGGCCUCCGGGAUGGGCAUUACACCACUUUUGCCCGGAACAAGGACACUGGGGCGUGGUAUUAUUUUGAUGAUAGCAACGUGUCUGCGGUUUCAAAUAACCAGAUUGAGUCCAAAGCUGCCUAUGUCCUCUUCUAUCAACGCCAGGACAAAAUCCGCCACCCAACUCCCCUUGCUGCAUCCACGAGUACAUCUGCUUGCGGGAAUGAGGAGGACUAUGCUGCCUGCUGCGAUUCUCACUCUCAAGAGCUAGCAAACCGGGACUUCAUGGAUGUGGACUGACCUUCACCUCGCUUCCCUUCUCCAUUUGCAACAGGCGGAGAACCAUAUACGUUCCCUUCCUUGAACUGAAGGGGGCAGCUGGAUUUCAGGCCUUGGAAUAAGGGCAGGGCAGGGAUGUAGGAGACGAGAUAGAGCCCCUUACCAGCACAAGCAGACCUGCCAUCGUCCUGUGUCCCAAAGUGCAAGGCUCUUUGCCUAGCACAUAGUUCCCCAUUGUGGAGGGGAAGAUUGACUAUCCUUUAAAAGGCUUGUGCCUUACAUCAACAUAA
Messenger RNA from Thamnophis elegans (Western terrestrial garter snake), 3238 nucleotides. It is a transcript of the gene USP11, whose product is annotated as ubiquitin specific peptidase 11. The transcript has 21 exons. The record is from RefSeq and is a predicted model, not a curated record. The coding region runs from base 87 to 2969 and encodes 960 amino acids. Gene Ontology annotation, molecular function: cysteine-type deubiquitinase activity. Gene Ontology annotation, biological process: protein deubiquitination. Lineage: Eukaryota; Metazoa; Chordata; Lepidosauria; Squamata; Natricidae.